GGCCGGGUGAUUUGUUAAACGUUUUUAUCUAGUUGUUCGUUAAUUGUUUUAUGAUUCUCGCAUCGAUCCUCACACCAUGGCCAUUGUAAUCAAUCACGUGGCGUUGGAAAAACUGCUUCACGAGAUUCAGGAAAUCCGUGUGCGCGCUUUGCACGAUAUCGAGAACAAGCUGAAACGGGCUCUGUGGGAGAAUGUGGAGCUGUGCUUCAACGGAGCGGCGCUGUUCAAGAACCUUAUCCGCUGGUUUGGCCAGAAUCCGAUCUGCGAGGAGGUCACGGUGCUGGAGUUGAUGUCGUUGCUGUUGACGAGCAAAUAUGGAGCGGAGAUUGUGCAGUACUUUAGUGCAGAUCGGAUCUUGAAGGAACUGAACAAAAUCCGUUGCCUCAUCGAGGACAGCGUGGAGCACGAUGAGCUGUUGCAGCAGCUUAUGAAGCAAGUGCGCGACAUGAAGACAACGGAUCAGACGAAAACAGUGGGCAGCGUCAAGAGUGUCGAUCUGACCGAGGUGACCAACAGUUUGGGUAGCUUAAAGCUCGAACGCAGCGUUGAUCGAGUUUCGGACAACACCGGGAUCGUGCGCUCGGAAAAGGAUUCAACUUUCUAUGUGGCUUGCUGGGAAGUGCCAGCACCGAACGUGGCCAGUGUAUUGCAGUGCUUCAACGAUUCAUUGCGCCCCGACGUGGACGAACUGAACCUACAGCAUGCCCUUAGUUUCCUCGCUCCCUACAUCCAGGACUAUCCCCCGGAAUUCUUUCUGCAGCCACCGUACAUCUUCCUGUCGCUGUUGCGGUUGGUGUACGCGCGCAAGGUACCGGUCCGGAAGACGCUAGCGAUGCUGUUAAAGUUACUCAUUUCGCUUGAAAAACGUAUCGGUGAGAAGAAGCUCAGCGUAAUGCACAUCCCUAGCGAGGAUGAUGAUCGCGACCAGCAUGUGACCGUUCGACGGAAAGUGCAGAUUUCGGUGAGCGGUUGUGUGUACGAGUUGUUUCAGCUUUGCCUCGAAUUGUCUAAGGAGCUGUCGACCGAUCUGGACAUGGGUUCUUCGAACAUGGUCUUCCUGGUCGUGUUCCAACUGACGGCUUUGGUUGGACAGGAUGAAUCCUUCCCAGCGCACCGAUACGUCGAGCUACGGCGUGAGAUGGGCUACCUGAUCAAGCACUAUCGGCAGGAGUGGGAAUCGAACAUGUCCUCUGUGACGGCCAGGAUUCGCUAUCUGAUCAGUCUUCAGAAUCUGCUGAAUUUCGUGUACGCCGAAAAGGACCAACACGGAGAAGAGGAUCCACCAGUAACCACCCUCGAACAUGGAGAAAGACACCCGGCGAACCAGUACAACCCGGCUGAUUAUGCGAUAACACUCAAUUCCACCGGCCACCGUCAAGUGCUGGAUGAGCUGGAUGGUGUGUGGAUGAAUGAGCUACAUCUGGCACAGCUCGAUUACUCGCUCCAGUUUGCCUGCGAAGACAUGUACACCCGUCUAUGGGUCCCUGCCUUUGUAGAAAGGAGUCCAAUCGUCUGCACACUCGCUUCGGUACGGGAAGAGCUCGAACCUGCCGUACAGUUGCUCCGCAAUGGUAUUACCGCCUUUGAAGGAGACGAAGCGGAGCUGCUGGGACUAGCUCAGGAAGCGAUUGGUACGCUGCAUCUGCACCGAUCGAUGGAGCUUGUGCGAAUGAUCAUGAAAACGGUUGGCAAUUGCGCACGAUCGAUGUCCGAGGAUGAACCGGUGCGAGAGAUGAUGGAAUCCAUAACACUUCGUCUGCUCGCACAUGGUGAUGAAGAGAUACGAUGUGAGGCUUACGAGCUGUGUACGGGAAUGAUGAAGGAUUUCAUCGGACAACUGGACGAAGGUGCGAUCCUUACACGGCGUAGUCUUUUUUCGAAGACGGCGCCGAAGCUACGUUCGCUUGGUAUUCCCCUUUCAUUGGAGAUCCUUACCGAGAUCACCUGCUUCGGGUUUCCUAGUGCCAACGCUCGAAUCCAUCGAUGUGCCGAAACAAUGCUGCUGUUUCUGUGUAAUUCACGUGCUUUUCUGCACGAUAAAUGGACGGAUGUGCAAGAAAUUUUGCUACCGAUGGCACCACUACUGCAGCUCGCUACGAUCGGAGCGCACGAGACGACACUGCGCAAAGCCGUGAUGGGGCUGUUUCAUCCGGACUGUGAACUACCACUGCUCGACGUGCUGCAGGGUAAUCUCCGAAUGCUGUACCACGAGGACGGUAGCGUACGGGAGGAAGCGUUAACGCGGGUAUUGUUUCUGCUCAGUUCAACCGGAAGGGCCGGCCGUUUCAUGCCACGAAUUGAGGACAUUACCGACACCAUACCGAAUGGGUUGUGUUUGUUGAAGCUACGGUACGAUCCGGCUAAACAUUUGUCCACUGACGUGUACGAGGUGAGCGCUGUUCGGCCACUGCUCGAUACACUAGAGCAGGAGGACGGUGAUCCUGGUCUGCGCCGCAGUGCUCUGGUACAGCUGAACGUGAUGGCUGAGGAUCCGCUGUUGUGUGAGCUGAUUCAUAACGCAUCCGGCUGGCCGUUAGUUCUGAAGGCACUCUAUAAUGCACUGCAGCAGGACCACCUGCUCGACUAUCCGGAUGCGGCCAUUCCGGCCGUGGGCAUACUGACAAAGCUUUGCUUCACCGUCACCAGCUUUCGACGCUUUCUCGGUACGAACGAGACGGCGUACGAGCUGAUCGUACGAUCACUGCUAGCUUUUCACCACAUGCCAGUCUUCCGGGUGGAGUGCUGUGCGCUGCUCUACCUCAUGCUGUUUGCCGAUUGUUCGCUGGGAGGAGGACGUACCAUCUCACUGCCCCGCCUGUGCGAAACCAGCUCCUUCCGUAUUCCGUUCGUGUGCGAGUAUCACUGGCGCAACAGCCCCUUCCGGCGGAUAAGCCCUCUAGAGGAACUCGUUCUUGGAGGAAACGCGAAGCAACAAGAGCCACGAUCAAGUGCACCGGAAAGUGAGAGCAUCUUGCACUUACGACACAACAUUCUGUCUCUAUCAACCGUCGAACCGGCUCAGCGAGAAUCGAUCCUACGAUUGAUACGCUUCACCUUUGCCGAUCUGUGGUUCGAUGGUUCGAUCGCUAAGCUGCUGCAGCAUGCGUCAUCCGAUCGACGAUCGUCGACGAAAGGCCCACAAGAGCAAGACGAUAACCUUGCCCCGAUCGUCUAUCGCUGUGAAAACUCAACCACGAACGGCAGCAGCGCGCAGGCCCUUCGCUUCGCUAGCUCCCUCCGUCUUACCAAGCAGGACCUGCAGGUGUUGAAGAUCAGCAACUUUGCUACUCGAUUCCGCUGGAGUCUGCGUAAUUUGGCGGGAGCCAAAUCACACUCGGAGGUGUUUGGUGCUCUAGCAGCGUUCGAAAGUAAUCUAAUGCUCCCAUUACCGGCUGACCGUUGCCCAACGGAACUGUUGAUCAAAGCGUUGAAACGAUUCCUGCUUACGCCACCCUGUACCCGAACCGAUCAACAGUUGCUGGUCGAGGUGAUCAGUAUGGUGGGCGAUUUGAUACAGCUGCGCAAUCAGCAGAUCCUCGAUUGGGUGCUGGAGCUGCUAGCCAACGAUGGAAACGUGUUUUUCCACGUCCUUCGCUCGGAGAGCUCCAUCGACGAGCUGUUUGGUAACGUGACGGAUCUGCUGCGCCUCGUUCUACUUAUGGUCGAGUGGCCAGGUGAGGAGAAAAAGACGGCGAAGGAUGAUGCUUCCGGUUUCAACUGGAUCGUUGUGCUGUUUGGUAUCGUAACCCAACAGCUCGACACGGGGCUGCAUAAGUGUGAGCUAUCGCGACUCAUUCCACUGAUGAAACUGUUGCGCGUGCUGGUUGAACGGUCCGAUCCGGAAAGUUUCUCGGCGUCAGAGUUGAUCGUAAAGCUGCUCCUAUACAUCAGGCACAUACGCUCGACCAGCUACACCGGAUCGACUAUCGUGCGGCUGUGCCUGAUCGCGAUAGCGAAUCUGCUCGAACAUCAGCGUCCAACUACGGAGGCAGUGAGGAUCGAGUGGAAAGCAUCGCAGCUCAAGACGCUCUCCACGCAGUGUGGUCACAGCAGUGCACUGGUACGGUCCUGUGCCUGGAAUGUGCUAGCGAAGAUUAGCAGCACACUCGAAGGAGCUAGCGCGAUCGUGAAAGAGUGUGCGUACCUACCGGGGGGAUUACACGCGAGCUGUCUAAGCACGUUGCUUGAUGCUCAUGAGGCAGCGCUGGUAAAAGAAUCAGCAGCUGGACUACUGGUUUGCCUGUUUUCGCACCGCGUUGGCAAAGAUGGGCCACUGUAUCUGGCCGUGCAACCGGUGGAUCUGCGAGCUAAAACCGAGCUCGAACCACAGGAUCCACUACAAACGGUGCUGAAGUUACUGGCGAAGCAACGGUUCUUCGAGGAUUCCGUGCGCUCGUUGGAUCACUUUACUGCGCGCGACAUGAUGGACACGUUCGGUGAGUGUGAUGCCAUUACGCUCAUCACGCCCGAGGUGGUCAAGGGUUACGCCAUGAUCUAUCGAUCACUGGUUGAACUGAACGCUGCCGGCUUUGUGUCGAUAUUGCGGGAAAAAGGCUGCCUGCAGGGAUUAAUCGAUUGCGUGUCGAAGGUUCCACUGAAACCGACGCGAGCUGCAUUACUGAUGGUGGCCGAAGUUUGUGCCCUGCUGGUGCAAUCUAUGGAGGAUGCGCAUGAACGACUCGCCAUUGAAGAGCUGCUAAAAUUGAAUCAGGCGUUCGUUGGCGGCAUAACCUAUCUGCUGGAUCCUGCUGUGUAUGAUGCGUUGGAUGAAGGGACGGAAAUCGUGAUGCAGCGUACGACGGGUAGCAUCAUGCGCAUUCUGUGCACGCUGGCCGGUUCGCAGCUCAUCAACUGUGUGCUCGCUCAGCUGGAUGUGAAACCCAUCGUACGGUUGAUCGAGACUGGCAUCAGAAGCAAACAAUCGGCCUACCAGUUGACGUGCCUCAAAUUUGUUCUACAAAUGGUGCUCUCGUCCGAAACGGGUGCAUCAUCGGCAUCCGAAUUUCCUUCCUUCUUGGCGCACCUGGAAUCCAUCGACAUGCUGCAGCAGAGCACCGUCCUAGGGUGCACAUCCGCGUGGAACAAAGACAAGCUACCGAUCGACGAAGACUCCGAGGAAGAUGAUAUGGAGAACUUGAAUCCCAAUCGACGUUCAACGUCAACGAAAGAUGUCGUCAAGGGGUCCGUGGCUGACACCAAUACCGGUGUAAUAGCCGCCAACAGUGGCACGGGUCUCAUAUUUGUCGCUCUGCUCCAACAGUUCCAUCGGGUAAACUCCCGCGACUUGCCGGGUAUGAACGUUACUCUGGCGAGUACGGUGGAGAAGCGAACACUUUUUUCGACCAUUCAAACAUUGCUACGCCUUUCGGGACACUGUCGGCGUGUUGCUUGGGAUCAUCGGCUGCUAAUGUCCGUAAUUGAGCGCUUUAAUGCGAUCCACGAGGGAUUGCUUGGGCGGUUGAGCUAUCCCGAGUUUGUUCGGCGUAAUAGUGAAGCUAAGAAGCUUCCCGUGGUGGAGGAACUGUCUGGGUUGAUAAGUUUACUAUCAGCCUGGUUCAGCAGUGCGUCCGAUGUGCUGUUACUGCAACGCGAUCAGAUCGACCCAUUGUGUCGCAUCGUGUUGCAGUACUGGCCCUGGCUCAGUCACAACCACGAGCUGGAGAUCGAUUUUAUGCGAGCCCUAGCCUUUCUCACCGAGAGCUCGAUCGUCGUCUGCAAGUCACUGGUGGCUACAUUCAGUGGGUAUCCGCACAGUAUACUAAAGCUGCUGAUCGCGACGGUAACCAGUGAAACGGGGCGCGUAAAGGGACCGAAGGGUGAUCUCCGGUUGCUCGGGGUCGUCCUACGCGUUCUUGGUAACUGCUGCAGCUGCCAGGAGGGCCGUAGCACGAUCGGAAAACUGAACGUUAUCGACAACAUCAGCAAGCUGCAUCCGAGCGUGACGAAGCUCCAGAAACCGUGGGUUGAGGUAACCCGUCUAUGGCUCGAAUUCUGGGAGAUCUACACGCGCUACAGUGACGUGAACGAAGUGCGGCAUCUAACGGUUCUAGGAGCCCUGUUCCGUAAAGGGAACGCCGAGCUGCGUCUUCUCUCCCUCGCCAUCCUACGCAAUCUGUCGUUCGUGGCGGCAAACCGCGUUGCGCUACUAUCCUCGUCCGAUUGCAUGUUCAUGCUGCAAUCCUCCCUCCAGCAAACGAAUCAGGAUAAACAGUUGAUCGCAGCGGUUACGAUAUGGAAAUUGAUCGCCAACAAUCACAAAGGACGGGCGGCGGUCAAGAGCAGUCCGCUGGUGCGCAUGACCGUAGCGCUCUCGAAGCAUUACGCUUUGCAGGCUGCAAACAGCGCGGUGGACAAGGAGCUGUGGGAUGUGCUUUCUACGGUACGACAUAUUUUAGAGGCUUAGUAUUUUAUGGAUGAUUUUAAAUGCAGGGUAAGCACGUGGACUACUGUAUAGUAUAAAAAUAUGAAUAGAAAU
Molecule: messenger RNA, 6475 nt
Organism: Anopheles aquasalis
Lineage: Eukaryota; Metazoa; Arthropoda; Insecta; Diptera; Culicidae
Gene: ana3
Product: rotatin homolog anastral spindle 3
Biological process (GO): centriole replication; ciliary basal body organization; centriole-centriole cohesion
Cellular component (GO): centrosome; centriole; ciliary basal body
Source: RefSeq, a predicted model, not a curated record